AAAAGAAAAAAGAAAAAAUGGAUUCCGAAGCUUCCGGUUCAGCUGGUCCGUCCGUAAAAAUCCUCCGUGGGUAAAUGAGAGAGAAGAAGAACAAGGUGCUAUGGCGACAAUGAUUGAGGAAAAUGGUCCUUCGAGUCACGAGCAGCCCGAAGUGUCCUCGUCCUCCCAGGCCAGGCUCAAACUAGAAGGGCUCCUGAACAAGAACAUGAGGAUCCGCAUGACGGACGGACGGACCCUGGUGGGGCUUUUCCUCUGCACAGACCGGGACUGCAACGUCAUCCUGGGCUCGGCUCAGGAAUUCCUCAAAUCCACAGACACAUUCUCUCAGGGCGAACCUCGCGUCCUUGGCCUGGCCAUGAUCCCCGGUCACCACGUGGUAUCCAUCGAGGUGGAGGCCGACAAUCUGGAGGACACACAAGGAUUUGUAGCGAACCACUGAUUAAGCCAUUCGGACAACGCUCCGCAUCCAUGUGACUGACUCUCAAAGAGCCAGAUGUGAGGCUGUGACUGAGACCAGGGAACGACAGAAAAUCUUUCACAGCAGAUUUUAUCAGGGUUUUUUUUCCCUGACUCUGAAGAUACAGAACUCCAGUGUCAGGAUUCUGGAUUUAACCUCCACGCGUGAAGAAGCGUCCAUUUGUAGUGACAGCUGUACAGUGCAGCGUGUGUGUAAAACACGAUGGUGAAUGAAUGUGUGAGGAAAUGUUUAAGGGCUGUGUGCGGUAAAAUGUCUUUGUUACAAAGUGUUUUAAAAUAAAUUUCUGUAUUUCUGUC
This is a messenger RNA of Scophthalmus maximus (turbot), 774 nucleotides long. RefSeq names its product N-alpha-acetyltransferase 38, NatC auxiliary subunit (gene naa38). The transcript is spliced from 3 exons. Gene Ontology annotation, cellular component: NatC complex. Lineage: Eukaryota; Metazoa; Chordata; Actinopteri; Pleuronectiformes; Scophthalmidae. The coding region runs from base 101 to 439 and encodes 112 amino acids. Gene Ontology annotation, molecular function: RNA binding. The record is from RefSeq and is a predicted model, not a curated record.